ACCACAUUUGAGGCUGCAUUGAAUUGGAAUUACCAACCGGACUCUUUUACCAUUUUAUUUCCUCAGACCGUCAUCAUGGCUGACCCCAAACCAGCAGUCUACGUCCUAGACCCAUACCAUCCAGACGCCAUCGCAGUCCUGCAACAAUCAUCCGACAUCAAUGUCAUUCUCCCAAAAGACCCAAAUAAGAGCCAAUAUGCAGAGAAUGCCACUGCAGUCAUGCUCCGCAGCGAGACUCGUUUAGGCGCUGAUGAACUCGCCAAAUGCAAAAAGCUGAAAUACAUCGUCAAACAAGGCGUUGGCGUCGACAACAUCGAUCUCAAAGCAGCUACGGCUGCGGGCAUCAAAGUGUACAACACCCCCGGUCUGAACGGAGAAGCAGUUGCUGAGCUCACACUCGCGUUGGCUUUGACGCUGUCACGACGAGUCGCUGAGAUUGAUCGUCGAACGCGAAACGGCGAGUCUAUCGUGAGAAGUCAGACUCUCGGAAAGAGCUUGUUCAAGAAGACUUUGGGAGUGGUUGGAAUGGGAAAUAUUGGGUUCGCUGUUGCUAAGAAGUGGGUUGGAGCUAUGGAAGGCAAUAUCGUCGCUUAUGACCCCUUCUCGAAUGGAAACCAGUGGCUUAGAACCUUUGGCGAAAGCAACUUCCGCCAGGUUUCAACGCUGCAUGAUCUUCUGAGAACAUCAGAUGUUGUAACUCUUCAUCUGCCUCUUACCGGAGACACCGAGAACAUCAUUUCCUCCGCAGAGUUUAACACUAUGAAGGACGGUGCAAUUCUACUCAACUGCGCACGAGGAGGGAUUGUUGAUGAAGUCGCAUUGCUAUCUGCACUGAAAAGUGGAAAGCUGUUUGGUGCUGGCUUAGAUGCCAUGCUCGUUGAGCCUCCGACUGUUGAGGCAUACCCAGAGUUGCUGUCGCUGCCAAAUGUUGUUUUGACGCCGCAUGUUGGAGCUUCAACGGUUGAGAAUCAGAGUCAGAGUGGAAUGGCGGUUGCGGAAAUCACGAUGGCGCUUUUGAGAGGGGAGGACAAAGGGAAUAGGGUAGCUUAGUUGCUUAAUCGAG
Messenger RNA from Fusarium redolens, 1063 nucleotides. Its product is annotated as D-isomer specific 2-hydroxyacid dehydrogenase. Bases 76 to 1050 code for a protein of 324 amino acids. The record is from RefSeq and is a predicted model, not a curated record. The transcript has a single exon. Gene Ontology annotation, molecular function: NAD binding; oxidoreductase activity, acting on the CH-OH group of donors, NAD or NADP as acceptor. NCBI's taxonomy places the organism in Eukaryota, Fungi, Ascomycota, Sordariomycetes, Hypocreales, Nectriaceae.